AUGCGGCAACCUUCUCUUAACUCUCGCGAGGUUUCGUCUUCCGGAAAGCGCUGGAGGACGUUCCCUUUUGGCGUCGUGAUGUGUGGGGACUGUGUGGAGAAGGAAUAUCCCAAUCGGGGUAAUACCUGCUUGGAGAAUGGAUCUUUCUUACUGAACUUUACAGGCUGUGCAGUAUGCAACAAGCGGGAUUUUAUGCUGAUCACAAACAAAUCCUUGAAAGAAGAAGAUGGAGAAGAAAUAGUUACCUAUGAUCAUUUGUGUAAGAAUUGUCAUCAUGUAAUAGCCAGGCACGAGUACACAUUCAGCAUCAUGGAUGAAUUUCAGGAAUAUACCAUGCUGUGUCUGUUAUGUGGCAAAGCCGAAGAUACUAUCAGCAUUCUCCCUGAUGACCCCCGGCAGAUGACUCUGUUAUUCUAAGCAUCCUUCUUCUGUUCUGUUGUAAUUAUGUCUGGUUGGUUUACAAUACCAGCAAGCCUGAUGGUUUGUUUUACUUAGUUUCUAUUGAAAAUUCUUUGCUUUUUUUUUUCAGCUUGAACUUAUCUGUUCUUUGAAAGAGAAAGUAAUUUAGGGGAUUGCUGCUCUCUAAGGCUGGGCUCUUCUGUUGAUGAUAUUCCUAGUUCAUAUUAGUGCAACCAAAAUCAAGUGUCUUUAUUAGCUGUUUUGUGGCUUAAAAAAAAAAAUUCACUAGAAUGAGAACCUAAAAUCUUGAUUUCUAAUGCCAUUUUCUGAGAAAAGGAACCAGGGGUUCCUGGAGAAAUGGCUGAUUCUAGGAGGGCAGGAAUUAUGCAAGAUAUGCCUGGAACAUCUUGUAGUGCCACAAAGUAAGGAAGUGUCAAAACAAAACAAAUAACAACAACAACAACAACAAAAACCCCACAAUGAUAAGAAUGUAUCACAGGGCUAUAGGAGCCAAUUGAAAGAAUUUCCAAUGAUGAGAGCUGGGACAAUUUUAGCAAUAGACUAAAGUAGUGUUGGAUUAUAACCCAAAUUAUAAAAUAAAUAUGAGUCCAUACUGAUACAAAAAAAUGAUCAAAUGAAUAAAUAAAUGGGGAGAAUAGACCAAUAUCCCAUGCAGUAGAAUUCCAAAUAAUUUAUGCAGUAUUCCACUCCUAAGGAGGUGGAACAUAACUCCCCACUUCUUAAGUGUGGACUGCACACAGUGACUUCCUUCCAAAGAGUACCAUAUGGAAAGGUGGGGAGCAAAAGAGUAACUUCAUAGUAGAGAAAACUAAUAAACUACCUCAGCCAGGUGAUCAUGGUUAAAAGCAUCAAUGAUAAGUCAUGUUGAUGGCAUGUACUCUUUAUACGAUAUGAGAAGGGCACUUUAUCUUUGUGGUCUUUUUCCCCAAAACCUAAAAUCCCAGUCUCAUCAUGAGAAAAACAUCAGACAAAUCCCAUUUGAGUGGCAUGCCACAAAGUAGCUGACCAGUACUCAAAACUGUGAAGGUCAUCAAAAACAAGGAAAGUCUGAGAAACUGUCACAGCCAAGAAGAGCUUGAGACAUGGUGACUAAAUGUAAUGUGGGCUCCUGUACCAGAAAAAGGACAUUAAGUAAAAACUAAGGAAAUCUGAAUAAAGUAUGGAUUUUAGUUAAUAAAAAUAAAUAAAUAGAAUGAUUUCAGCUGCUCCAAAGGGAUCUUAGAAUAGUUGAAAGAGCAUUGGUUCGGGGUUCAUAAACCCUGGCAUUAGUCUUCUGCCAUUUGGACUUCAGUGUCCCAGUUCUGUAAAACUGGGCUUAUAAAAAUUGAUCUACUUCCUUCACAGUCUUGUUAGGAGAUCCAAGUGAAUUAACAAGAAAGCAUAUAAAGUUCUGGAUUCAAUGAGGUGGCUUCAGUUAGUUCUUCUCAUUCUGAGACCAAAACUUAGAGGGUCAGAUUGGAAGCACAACUGUUUCCUCUUCAUAGCUAAGAGACUUGAAAAUUCUGGACUAAACCUUAGCUUAUGAGAGAAAACAGUGAGCAAAGUGAGUGAAGUGUUCAUUAUUGUUACCAGGGAAAAACUUGGUUGUAUAGCAGCAAUUCUCAUAAUACUAAGGUUUAUUGAGUGCUUACCAUGUGCCAAGACCUGCUUUUAAGAAUUUUACUCAUUUAAUCCUCAUUACCAACUCCAUGGGGUAGUUUACUAUUGUUAUUCCAGUUUUAGAGCCAAAGAAUCUAAGGCACAAAGAAGUUAAGUAACUUGCUCAAGUUCACACACCUAGUACAGUGACUCCCUCUCAACAAAAGUGUUGGGGAAAUAUGAACUAUAAAGGGUCUAGCAACGUUAGCAAGAGGUUGAAAAGUAUUGGUGACAGUACUCUGAUGAAUCUAGGUUAUUUGAACCAAGAUUUGUUAUUUAGAAAAGUUAACAGUUGCUUCUUAGGGAUCAGUUGUUUUAUUCCUGGAAAAUGUUUUCCAUUGUGCUACAAAUCUCUGUCUGAUCUGCUAAGGAAACAAUUUUGUGAAGUGAAUCCAAAAAGCAGAAAAGAUGCUUCAUUACUUUAAAUAGUAGUGCUAAGCCUAUUAUAGCCUCUGAAUUGUCCAUUCUUUGAGUUUGGAAUGCUGCCAGCUUACUUAUUCGGAGCUCAAGAGUAUGAUCUCAUAUGCCCCUACUGACAUUCUCAUGCAUUGCAGAAUGUAUAAUUGUUAUCUUUUUGUUUUGGACUUUAUAUUACAAAAUUUUAAAGAUUCUAUCCUAUUUCAUCAUCAUUAAACAAAAAAUUGUGCUGUGUAUUGUGAUACUUGAUCAUCUUCUAGAAUCCUUCUGUGAAUCUAAUAGAAGACCUCCUGAAUCCAGUGUCACUUAAACCUUACUUCUCUGUUCAAAUGAAGGGGAACCAGGCAGAAGCGUUAGUUUCCUUUAUUUCCCUUCCUGAGAUAUAAGGAAAUCAUCUGAGAUAUGAGGAACAUGGGCUUGGCCUGGCGCCUUCUUCAAGCUUGCUUCUCUACAAGCUCCGUGACGUACAGACCUGGGGUCUUGCUGGUUAGGCUCUUGAUGUGUAAAGCUCAGCUUGUAUUCAUUACUAUGCUGUUGUUUUAACCAGCUCUGACCUCCUCAAAUGGUCCAAUACUAAUUAAUUGACAAAUGUUAUAGUUUGUGCAUAAGCAACUGUGGUUUUUUACCUGUAAAUUAUCGCUAAAAUGUAUAUGUUCACUAUUCUUUAUGUCAUGUAUCAAGAGUUCCUUUGGUGCCAUCCCUUUACUUUGUAAGCAGGGCUAAGUUACUUCACUGAACGUGAGGCUCUCAAUUUAAAAUCACAUCUUUAUUAACUAUAGUACACGUCUAUAUUGUGAGAUACAGAAUGGUUGUGUAGAAAGGAAAUCAAGACACCUGGGUCUAGAAUUAACUUUGCCAUCUACUAGUGGGGGGAUAUUGGGCAAGUCACUUAUCCUAUCUGCAUCUCAGUUUCUUCAUCAGAAAAAUAGAAAUAAUCAUGCUUCCUUCUAGUUUUUAAACCAAAUGAUAUAAUGUAGGUGAAAGCAUGUUUAAGCUCUUCAGUAUUGUGCACAGGCAGCUGUUAGUGGUCUUUAUAAAGGAAGAUCUGAGAUAGAAGAAAGCACUGUUGUGUAUAGGAGUAGAGGUUUUGGAGUGAGACUGACCUGGGUUUAACUUUCAGCUCUGCUGCUUACUAAGCUCUGUGUCCUUGGCAGGUGUCUCGCCCAAUUCCUUCUUUUUAUAGAGAAAUAGAAAUUCUUCAUGGGGUCUGUAUGAGGACUGAAUAACCUAAUGUAUAUAAAAUAUUUAGGGGAGUUUAUGAACUUAGUAAGUAUUCAAUAAAUGGUAGGUUGGAUAAUGA
This is a messenger RNA of Choloepus didactylus (southern two-toed sloth), 3775 nucleotides long. RefSeq names its product churchill domain containing 1 (gene CHURC1). Lineage: Eukaryota; Metazoa; Chordata; Mammalia; Pilosa; Megalonychidae. Gene Ontology annotation, biological process: positive regulation of DNA-templated transcription; multicellular organism development; fibroblast growth factor receptor signaling pathway. The record is from RefSeq and is a predicted model, not a curated record. Gene Ontology annotation, molecular function: zinc ion binding.